GAGAGAGAGAGAGAGAGAGAGAGAAGGGGGGGGGGGACGAGGACAGGCAGGGAACCAGAGGCAGUGUUAAGGAGAAGGGAGAGCACGAGCACUCCUCAAAGAUAACAGGAAACACAGGAGAUACGUGUGGGAGCAGCGUAUCACUAAAAGAAAAGCAGAGACAGAGCAGGGGAUUCAGAGCGUGCAAGUCCAGCGUGCCUGUAGGUCUGUCUGUGUUCCAGCUCGGUGCGUUUCCACGGAUCUCCUGAGGCCGUGGCAGCCAUGGCGUCAGACCCUAGCACCCAGUCCAGGGUGAUGUUCCAGGCAACAGACAAAGCAGAGGAGCCGGCACACCGCAAACUUGGCAAGCUGACAGUCAAAUACAACCGCAAGGACCUGCAGAAGAGGCUGGAUAUUGAGGAGUGGAUCGACGGGCAGCUGCACCUGCUGUUUGACUGUGAGGAAGAAGAGAUCCCAGAGUUAGAAAUCGACAUAGACGAGCUCCUGGAGCUGUCGGAUGAGGGGCAAAGAACCCGGCUGGAGGAGUUGUUGCACGAAUGCGGGAAGCCAAAAGAGGAUUUUAUCAACGGGCUGCUCUACAGGAUAAAGGGUCUACGUAAAAUGUCAGGUCCACUGAAGAAAUAAUUGUAGGUCAAAUUAAGAAUCGAGACAAUGUGGAGCCGCUCAUCUUCGUCGCCCCACACAUUAACCAUUUGGA
Messenger RNA from Oreochromis aureus, 697 nucleotides. RefSeq lists its product as uncharacterized. Gene Ontology annotation, cellular component: cytoplasm. Gene Ontology annotation, biological process: regulation of phosphorylation. The record is from RefSeq and is a predicted model, not a curated record. Lineage: Eukaryota; Metazoa; Chordata; Actinopteri; Cichliformes; Cichlidae. The coding region runs from base 262 to 624 and encodes 120 amino acids. The transcript has 4 exons. Gene Ontology annotation, molecular function: protein serine/threonine phosphatase inhibitor activity.